UACAGCUAGAAAAAAUGCGUAUUUUCAUAUAUCUUCUUAAGAUAAUCCGACUUCGGGAUCUGUGCAAAUUGAAAUAAACAAGCUGCCCUUCCUGUUUCCAUCUGAUUUGCAUAUUUUUGAGUUUUGUCACGUCAUCGCUUUUGGGCCCGAUCUUUUCGCUUUCGAUUGAAUAGUAAUCUCACGCAAUUUCGCAACCUCGUCGCAAUGAGACAACAGAAAGUAUAUUUUGAUUGAGAUUUUUCCCCCAUUUGCACACCGGAAUCUGGAGUGAUAAGAUACGGGUCAUCGGAGAGAUGCCACAACCGAAGCCAUACGAGAGGCCCGCGGACUUCAUCGAUCCCGGCAAGCCGUCCAAGUGCAAAUGGCAUCUGGGUACAGCCGAGAAGUCGCCCCACAUCCAUCGGGGCAUCGCCCACCGCCAGCAGAUUACGCCCAACAUCCUCGAGGUGAUCGGAUGCACGCCACUGGUCAAGUUGAACAACAUUCCCGCCAGCGACGGCAUCGAAUGCGAGAUGUAUGCCAAGUGCGAGUUCCUUAAUCCGGGUGGAUCAGUGAAGGACCGCAUUGGGUACCGCAUGGUGCAGGACGCCGAGGAGCAGGGCCUGCUCAAGCCAGGCUACACCAUCAUCGAACCAACGUCUGGAAACACGGGCAUUGGACUGGCAAUGGCCUGUGCCGUUAAGGGAUACAAGUGCAUUAUCGUGAUGCCGGAGAAGAUGUCCAACGAGAAGGUGUCCGCGCUGCGAACCCUCGGGGCCAAGAUCAUACGUACUCCAACGGAGGCAGCCUACGAUUCGCCGGAGGGACUGAUCUACGUUGCUCAGCAGCUGCAGCGGGAAACGCCCAACUCGAUUGUCUUGGAUCAGUAUCGCAACGCUGGCAAUCCGCUGGCUCACUACGAUGGCACUGCCGCCGAGAUUCUGUGGCAGCUGGACAACAAGGUCGAUAUGAUAGUGGUCUCGGCGGGAACGGCGGGAACUAUCAGUGGUAUUGGGCGUAAGAUCAAGGAGCAGGUUCCCAGUUGCCAGAUAGUCGGCGUGGAUCCCUAUGGCUCGAUCCUUGCCCGCCCUGCUGAGCUCAACAAGACCGAUGUGCAAUUCUACGAGGUGGAGGGCAUCGGCUACGACUUUCCGCCCACCGUAUUCGAUGACACCGUCGUGGAUGUGUGGACGAAAAUCGGCGACUCAGACUGUUUCCCCAUGAGCAGACGCCUGAACGCGGAGGAGGGUCUGUUGUGCGGCGGGUCCAGUGGCGGAGCGAUGCACGCUGCCCUCGAGCAUGCCCGCAAAUUGAAGAAAGGCCAGCGGUGCGUGGUCAUUCUGCCCGAUGGCAUACGCAACUACAUGACCAAGUUCGUGUCGGACAACUGGAUGGAGGCGCGCAACUUCAAGGAGCCGGUAAACGAGCACGGUCACUGGUGGUGGAGCCUGGCCAUCGCGGAGUUGGAGCUACCCGCUCCCCCGGUCAUUCUCAAGUCGGAUGCAACUGUUGGUGAGGCUAUUGCCCUGAUGAAGAAACACCGCGUGGACCAGCUGCCCGUCGUGGAUCAGGAUGAUGGUUCUGUCCUGGGCGUCGUGGGUCAGGAGACGCUGAUCACGCAGAUCGUGAGCAUGAACCGCCAGCAGUCCGAUCCCGCAAUCAAGGCGCUCAACAAACGAGUAAUCCGACUGAACGAAUCCGAGAUUCUGGGCAAGUUGGCCCGCGUCCUCGAAGUGGACCCCAGCGUGCUCAUCCUGGGCAAGAACCCGGCCGGCAAGGUGGAGCUCAAAGCUCUGGCCACCAAGCUGGACGUGACCACUUUCAUUGCCGCCGGCAAGCAGAAGCCCAAGGCCAAUGGCACCACCAACGGCGGCAGCCACUAAACUGGAGCGUUCUCCAGUUCCUGAUCUGUGUCCUAAAAAUCCAACCACCUACAGACUAUGUUACGCAUUUUUAACUUAUACCCGCAUGCAUUUUGAUUAUAUCAAAUAAAGUUUUAUCCUAAAGUAUC
Messenger RNA from Drosophila melanogaster (fruit fly), 1990 nucleotides. It is a transcript of the gene Cbs, whose product is annotated as cystathionine beta-synthase. Gene Ontology annotation, molecular function: pyridoxal phosphate binding; cystathionine beta-synthase activity. Gene Ontology annotation, biological process: L-cysteine biosynthetic process. Gene Ontology annotation, cellular component: cytoplasm. Bases 294 to 1862 code for a protein of 522 amino acids. The transcript is spliced from 4 exons. Lineage: Eukaryota; Metazoa; Arthropoda; Insecta; Diptera; Drosophilidae. The record is from RefSeq and is marked reviewed.